Messenger RNA from Lotus japonicus, 1849 nucleotides. Its product is annotated as protein EARLY STARVATION 1, chloroplastic. The coding region runs from base 341 to 1708 and encodes 455 amino acids. The record is from RefSeq and is a predicted model, not a curated record. The transcript has 11 exons. Lineage: Eukaryota; Viridiplantae; Streptophyta; Magnoliopsida; Fabales; Fabaceae. Gene Ontology annotation, molecular function: starch binding. Gene Ontology annotation, cellular component: chloroplast stroma; starch grain. Gene Ontology annotation, biological process: regulation of starch metabolic process; starch metabolic process.
UCGUUACCGUGUUCGAACUCGAAGCCCAGCCCGGAUCUGAACUCCUCUUCUUCCCCGUUUUCUUUCUCUCUUCCCUUUCCCCUUCCUUUCCACUCACUACCCGUAACCACCACACACAACCCUCCCUUCAAAUUCCAACAAACUCAACCACUCACUCACUCACUCUCUCUCAGAUCACACAAAACACAUGCUUCAAAACUCAACGUUCCUCACUCUCUUCCGCUUCUGCAUUUAGCAAUCUCUAACUACCUCCUACACUCACACAUUCCACGCCGCGCAAAACUCGGAAAACCGUUUCACGGAGGCUAAUUUCGUCAAUGUCAUUUUUCCGGCGGCAUUGAUGGCGGCGAGUUCUAGAGGCUUCUCGACGGCGCAGUUCGAUUUCAAGCUCAGAGCAAGGCGCCUCAAUGUCGUCGCUGCUUCUCUGCUGCUACCUAGCAACCACGUGCUCGUCGAAUCGUCGUGCUCGAGGAGGAAGCGGAGGAAGACGUGCUUCUUCGACGUUGAUCGAGCUCGACUACGAUGCUGCUGUUCCGACUCGGUCACUCCGAUUCGCAGAGCGAGUGGAGCUGGCAACGGCGGUGAUAGGAGCGAGGAGUGGAGGUUGGAUCCGAAGAAAAACCCUCACAUUCAUAGAAUGAGGGUUCAGGCUUCUCCUGCUGCAAUGCCUUUCGCUUCUCCACCAUCCUUCCUGAAGCAGGAAAAAUUCUAUCCUCGUUGCACGCCAAGAAAUUCUGGUCCACAGUCACGUGAUACCCCACCAAAAAGAGACACGGGUAUAGCAAAUGAGAAGGACUGGGGUAUCAGCUUGUUAAAUGAAAAUGUUAACGAGUCCGGCACUAAUGAAGAUGGGAGUACCUGGUACAGAGAAAAUGGGGAAGAGCUGGGUGAAAAUGGAUAUAGAUGUAGAUGGACAAGAAUGGGUGGUCAAUCCCAUGAUGGUUCCUCAGAAUGGAAAGAAACGUGGUGGGAGAAGAGUGACUGGACGGGAUAUAAGGAGCUAGGUGUUGAGAAAUCUGGUAGAAAUUCUGAGGGGGAUUCUUGGUGGGAAACAUGGCAAGAAAAUCUUCAGCAAGAUGAAUGGAGUAACAUAGCAAGAAUAGAAAGAAGCGCACAAAAGCAAGCAAAAUCUGGAACUGAAAAUGCUGGAUGGUAUGAGAAAUGGUGGGAAAAAUAUGAUGCUAAAGGGUGGACUGAAAAAGGGGCACAUAAGUAUGGUAGACUGAAUGAACAAUCAUGGUGGGAGAAGUGGGGCGAGCAUUAUGAUGGAAGAGAAUCUGUUCUCAAAUGGACAGAUAAGUGGGCUGAAACUGAGCUUGGAACAAAAUGGGGAGACAAGUGGGAGGAGAGGUUUUUCAAAGGCAUAGGUUCGCGUCAUGGGGAAACAUGGCAUGUAUCUCCAAGCAGUGAACGUUGGUCAAGAACUUGGGGAGAAGAGCAUUUCGGAAAUGGGAAAGUCCAUAAAUAUGGAAAUAGCACAACUGGUGAGAGCUGGGAUAUAGUUGUAGAUGAGGAAACUUAUUACGAGGCGGAACCUCAUUAUGGAUGGGCAGAUGUGGUGGGUGAUUCAAGCCAAUUACUCUCAAUUGAGCCUCGCGAGAGGCCGCCUGGUGUCUUCCCCAAUCUAGACUUCGGUUCACCUCCCUCCCCCGAAGCUGAUAAUUCACCGGAUGAUGAUUUUCCCCGUCACAAUGAAGAUCUGACUUAAGUGCUCCAUUGCUUAUUCUGUUCAAUUAUAGAGAGCUCCUAUCACAAGAGGAACUCCAUUUGUAAAAGACAUGUUGUAGAAUGUAGAUCAAUCAUUUUAUUCAUUCUUUCCAUCCUUUUGAUAUUCUCAUUAUUUCUCGUA